UGAGAUAACGAAUUACUAUCAAAUUUCAAAAAAUUCACACCGAAUUAUCCAAUAAUUGAUUCGUGAAUUUACAGUAGCAAGUAGUAAACCCCAAAUGUCGACUCAAGUAGCCAACCAAUUUCUUCAAAGCAAAUCUCAACGGCUCUCUGCUGAAUAUAGCCGUUAACCUCCUUCAAACCCCUCUGUAAAAACAAUAUUCACAUACAAUUCGCAUUGAAACCCUAAUCGUGGAGUGAAUACAUAUAUAAUCUCGUGAAUUCAAUUCCCAAAAAAUUCAAUCCUGACGACUCUCUCUCUCGCUCGCUAUUUCAUUCAUUCAUUGUGAUUGUUCAUUGGAUCUUGAUUUGUUUCUUCUCUAACCAAAUUCUGUUUUCUGCAGGCUGCUCUCUUUUUUCUCUUUCUCGUGUGUGUUCUCGUUGUGCAGAGAUUUUAUUUUCUUUUUCUUGAUCUGUAUUACUAAUUUAUACUAUCAGUUGCAUAUCGCAUAUACACAUACACAUUGUUUCCUUUUUGGUUUCCUUCGAUAUCUGUCAUUUUGUUGCUAACGUGAUGGAAACAGGAAUGAUUCAUUCGUCUGCAUCUUCAAACAAGUCCCAAUCGCGAUGCCCGCUUCAAGAACAGUUUCUUCAGAGAAGAAGUUCAAGGGAAAACUUGGAUCGGUUCAUUCCUAAUAGAUCUGCGAUGGAUUUUGAUUACGCGCAUUACAUGCUUACAGAAGGUAAGAAAGGUAAGGAAAACCCAUCUAUCAACUCUUCUCCAUCUAGGGAGGCAUAUAGGAAGCAGCUUGCAGAAACCUUCAACAUGAACAGAACUCGCAUUCUGGCUUUCAAGAAUAAGCCACCUACCCUAGUCGAGGCCAUCCCGAAUGAUUUCUCAGUGGCUGCUCACCAAGCGAAGCCUGCUAAACCCCGUCGCCACAUUCCACAGACUUCGGAGAGGACAUUAGAUGCCCCUGAUAUUCUGGAUGACUACUAUUUGAACUUGCUAGACUGGGGAAGCAGCAAUGUUCUUUCAAUUGCUCUUGGAAGCACUGUCUAUUUGUGGGAUGCCUCCGAUGGGAGUACCUCAGAACUUGUUACUGUGGAUGAAGAAUGUGGCCCCGUGACCAGCGUCAAAUGGGCUCCCGAUGGAAGGCACAUCGCCAUUGGUAUGAACAACUCUGAGGUCCAGCUGUGGGACUCAACUGCUAAUAGACUUCUAAGAACUUUGAGAGGCGGCCAUGCAUCACGGGUUGGUGCUAUGGACUGGAACAAUCACAUCUUGACUACAGGAGGGAUGGAUAGUCGGAUCAUCAACAAUGAUGUGAGAGUGAGAGCACACGUUGUCGAAACCUAUCGAGGCCAUCAGCAAGAAGUUUGCGGGCUCAAAUGGUCAGCCUCAGGCCAGCAGUUGGCUAGUGGUGGAAAUGAUAAUCUCCUUCAUAUAUGGGACAGAUCCAUGGCGUCAUCAAAUGCUCCUACGCAGUGGCUUCACAGGCUCGAGGAUCAUACAGCUGCUGUUAAAGCACUGGCAUGGUGUCCGUUCCAGGGCAAUCUGCUUGCAUCUGGUGGAGGUGGAGGCGACAGGUGCAUAAAGUUCUGGAACACACACACUGGUGCGUGCUUGAACUCGGUGGACACGGGCUCACAGGUUUGCGCUCUUCUGUGGAACAAAAACGAGCGUGAACUGCUUAGUUCUCACGGUUUCACUCAGAAUCAGCUCACUUUGUGGAAGUAUCCUUCAAUGGUGAAAGUAGCAGAGCUCACUGGCCAUACAUCUAGAGUUCUUUACAUGGCUCAGAGUCCGGAUGGAUGCACAGUCGCGUCUGCAGCAGGGGACGAAACUCUUAGGUUCUGGAAUGUUUUUGGGAAACCCGAAGUAGCAAAGGCGGCACCAAAGACUGCUGCGGAGCCGUUUGCUCACUUGAAUCGCAUCAGAUAGAGCUUUCUGCUUACAGAGAUUGAGUGAUAGAUCUUUGUCAGUUUUAUACUUUCAUACUUUCAUGUAAAGAUUUGGCGAAUUCUGAACUGAGUUCAGGAAUUGAUAAUGCUGUUUUUAAGUGUAAAUUUUUGUACAUGGAGUCACAAAUUGUGACAAAAUCUCCUCUAAUAGUUUUUUAUAUAUAAAUAGAAUAACAUCCCAUGAUCA
This is a messenger RNA of Salvia miltiorrhiza (redroot sage), 2127 nucleotides long. RefSeq names its product cell division cycle 20.2, cofactor of APC complex-like. Gene Ontology annotation, biological process: positive regulation of ubiquitin protein ligase activity; anaphase-promoting complex-dependent catabolic process; positive regulation of anaphase-promoting complex-dependent catabolic process. Gene Ontology annotation, cellular component: anaphase-promoting complex. Gene Ontology annotation, molecular function: anaphase-promoting complex binding; ubiquitin ligase activator activity; protein binding. The coding region runs from base 550 to 1920 and encodes 456 amino acids. The transcript has 5 exons. Lineage: Eukaryota; Viridiplantae; Streptophyta; Magnoliopsida; Lamiales; Lamiaceae. The record is from RefSeq and is a predicted model, not a curated record.